AUGGAAGAGAUUGUUUCUUUGAUCUUUCAUGGGGGGAAGUUAGUUAAAGAGCUUGAAGAAAGCCUACCCAACAUAGCAAACCAACCCCAUGUUCUUAUUAGUUCAUGUGAUGAGAUAAGUAGGGUUUUUGGCAACGCGAGGGAACAGUUGACGUUGGCGGUGCAGGACUACGGCACCCACCACGAGUCGCUACCACAAAUGGAGGUUGGUGGUGGAUCAGUGCCGGAAUGGCUAAGGAGUUCGCAUGCAACGGAUAUGGGGGGAUAUUACAGAUGCACCCAUCAAAAAUUAUACAAUUGUCCGGCUAAAAAACAUGUUCAAAGACUAAACAACGAUCCCUACACUUUCGAAGGAACAUAUCAGGGAGAACAUACAUGUAUCAUGUCCUCCACCGCUCCUUCCAUGCCACCACCAUCGUUACUGUACCAGAAGCAAUGA
Molecule: messenger RNA, 438 nt
Organism: Cynara cardunculus var. scolymus (artichoke)
Lineage: Eukaryota; Viridiplantae; Streptophyta; Magnoliopsida; Asterales; Asteraceae
Product: WRKY transcription factor 55-like
Exons: 2
Coding region: 1-438 (145 amino acids)
Biological process (GO): regulation of DNA-templated transcription
Molecular function (GO): sequence-specific DNA binding; DNA-binding transcription factor activity
Source: RefSeq, a predicted model, not a curated record